UGUCCGAACCACCCUUAUUUCGCGGUUUCAACAACGACAUUUAAAUUAUAGGCUUAGAAUUCGAUACAACAUUAUUAGUUUAGUGCUGUUGACAUUUGUCGAUAGUAUAUUUUCUUUAUGGAUUUAGUAAAGGAAUCAAUAAUUUAAAAAAAACAAAUUUAAUCUUGUACUACAUGCAUAGAAAUUAUACAAUAAUUACAAUUACGGAGUUAUACAACAGGUAUUCAAAGGCCACUCCGGAAGAUAGAUUUAAAUACAUUUGCCCUGAACAUCUUUUAGCAAAUAAAUAUUUUCACGUGUUCUACUUUCAUUGGCGGGACUUUUUAGAUAACAUUACUAACAAUGUUUAUGCUUUAAGCCAGGAUGUCAUCUAGUUUUGUUAUUCUUCGAUGUACACGUUACAUAGAACACGAUGUAUUGAAACGUUUUAGAAGUUCUUUUUCACAUUACCCUAAUUUUAAUAGUCUGUAAUUUUAAUGCCUUGAAAAACCCUACGUGACAGACUCAUAAUAAAUUAAAGCUUCGACGACUAAAAUCUUUUUUAAAAAUAGAAAAAUUCUGGUUUAUUUAAACACGAGGGCUGAAGGUUUAGGGCAGAAGGGUAUUUAAAUGAAGACAAAUAGAUUCUAAUCCCAUUUCGUUUGAGUUUCAUCGUGAUCAUGUUCUUCAAGCGAUUUAUUAAAUCUAUAGAAGACCCUAAGAAGCCACUUUUGGGUCCAAACUAUUGGCUUCUGAAGAGAAGUGGUUUUAUUUUACCAUCAAGUACUAAAGCUAAACUUGCCUAUAUUUUUAUACAUGAAUUAGUUACUGCAUUUGUUCUGACUCAGUAUAUAGAGCUUUAUAUCGUGAGAUCCAACUUUGAUUCCGUAUCAACGAAUCUAAAGAUAUCUGUACUAAGCAUUGUCUGUAUUAUAAAAUCCAACGCUUUUAUUUUAUUUCAAAAUAAAUGGAAGGAAGUCAUUGAUUACGUAACGGAAGCUGAUAUUUGGGAGAGAAAUACGCGGGAUGCUGUCAGAGGCAAGAUUAUAAGCAACUACACGGUUUAUUGUCGCAAUUUGCUCAAUUUCUACUGGUCUUUGGUGAUCACAACUGAAGUAACUGUAUGUGGAACACCUUUGCUGAAGUACCUCUCUUCUGCUUCCUACAGAGAAGCACUGCAUAAUGGAACAGAAUUGUUUCCACAUAUAUUCAGUUCGUGGGUGCCCUUCGAUAAAUACCACUCACCUGGGUGCUGGGUCACCGUUGUCAUUCAUAUCUUGUUCUGUACCCUUGGAGCUAUCAUCAUGAGCGCGUUUGAUACGUGUGUGCUCUCUGUGCUUAUUUUCUUCGGAGGGAAACUGGAUUUAUUAAAGGAGAGAUGUAAGCAAAUCUUUGAUGACGCCAAUGAUGAAGAGGAAAUACUGAAACGGGUUAAAAAAAUACACGAAGAUCAUGUAAUGCUGAUGAAAUAUUCGAGACUGUUCGAUUCGCUUUUGUCACCGGUGAUGUUUAUUUACAUAGUAAUAUGCUCCUUGAUGCUUUGUGUUAGCGCAUUUGAGCUGACGUCUGCUACAAACACUGCACAGCUAAUUCUAACAGCAGAAUAUCUUACCUUCGGCGUGGCACAACUCUUUAUGUUUUGUUGGCACAGCCAAGACGUCCUCAUUAAGAGUUCUGAUGUAUGCAGUGGGCCUUACGAGAGUAAAUGGUAUUCGGCCAAUUUGAAGCAAAAGAAGUAUAUCCUUACACUUGCCGGCCAAUUGCGGAUUGUUCACAUAUUCAGAGCUGGGCCUUUCACUGAUUUGACGCUUCCGACAUUCAUUGCGAUUUUGAAAGGUGCAUACAGUUACUACACAUUACUGAAGUAGUUUAUUAUAGGUAUAAACCAAAAACCAAAAAUCGUAGAAG
This is a messenger RNA of Pieris napi, 1887 nucleotides long. It is a transcript of the gene Or-29, whose product is annotated as odorant receptor 4-like. The record is from RefSeq and is a predicted model, not a curated record. Gene Ontology annotation, molecular function: olfactory receptor activity; odorant binding. Gene Ontology annotation, biological process: detection of chemical stimulus involved in sensory perception of smell; sensory perception of smell. Gene Ontology annotation, cellular component: plasma membrane. Lineage: Eukaryota; Metazoa; Arthropoda; Insecta; Lepidoptera; Pieridae. The transcript is spliced from 5 exons. Bases 660 to 1847 code for a protein of 395 amino acids.